CAUUCAUGUUUGUGUAACCACAUCGUGCGCUAUGGGAGAUGUUUUUACGAUCAAUUGUGUAGCUGCUACGAAGUGAGAUAAGGAUUUCUUAUUCCCUAUAAAAUGGAAGCACCGGAUUCCAAUCCGAAUUCGAAUAAUACGAAUACUAAUAGUGUUACCAGUAAUGGCAUAAGUACUUCAACGAAUUCUGCUAUUAGCGGCUCAUCUGGCGGCCGGAUCAAACGAAAACAAUGGGUUCUCCACGAUGGUCCCCACGGAUCGCUUCAGCGGCUUCGGCUCCGCAUGGCAGAGGAAGGCUGUGGCCAUAGUCAAGUGGCACUAGCUAAACAAUUUCUUUCAGAAAAUUGUGCAGAAAGUGACCAGAUGGCAAUUCACUGGUUAUUGAAAGCAGCUGACCAGGGUCAUUAUGAAGGUGCAGAACUACUCAAGACUUGUUUUGAAACAAAUAGAGGCAUAACAGAGAGCAACUGCCACAAAAUACGCUCUUUCCUGGAUAUGUCCCAGCAUGAAAGGGCUGCAAGGUUAGGUGCAAAAACCUUAUUUUCCAACAUGGCACAAGGAAAUGAAUUCAUAACUACAAAGCAACUGGAACAGUGGCUAGAAGAUAGUUUUGCGUCACAAAAAACUUCACAGCUUGAAAACGAAGAAGCUCUGAAGCAGGUCACUGAUUCUUCUUCAUUAGUGUUGGGAGGAGAACUGAUCAGCGAACAGCAUAUGAUGUCGGCUGCGUCUGUCUACGCAUCCGGCCAUUUCCCACCUCUAUUACGGUUACUCAAUCUGGGAUCCAAACAAAAUCUUAGCCACAUGUAUCAUUGGCUGAAAUGUUGCAAGCUUGUUGACUUUACCCAUCCCCUAUCACUAUCCCUUAUGUUUUCAUUAGUUAUAAUUUCGUUUGCCUUUAGCAACCCUAUUUUGUUACUCAACUUGCAACUAUCGUCCGCCUUAAUUUUGCUCACUUGGGUCCUGGCUUUAGCGGCAGCCAUAUACUUUACAGUCCAAUCAUGUCACUCGGUUAGGGAAUGGAACAUGUUCCAUGGUUGGUCGUUGCUAUUAUCCCAACAUGCCCAACGACUCCUCGAACCGGUCACGGCCGAAAAUUUGUAUAUUUUCGGUAUAUUUCCAUACCAUCUUGGGCGACUUUUAUUAGCGACCUUGCUAUGUAUUUCACUCCAACCCGCAUUACAGCUGGUGCGCUCCUCCUUACCUGAUCCGGGAUCAUGGAUCCCAUUUGGCGAACUAAGCGUUCUGGCAACAUUACUCUGCUCGACCUGUCUCGAUUGUCAUGUCGGAGUCGGACUUUAUGAUCUGCUGUAUCUCGUCUGUUGGAUCCUUUGGCGAGCUGAUAUCAGCCUCUGGAGUUUCUAUUCUGAAGAUGACGAGAGCACAUCACCGCGCUGGACUCAACUUUUUCGCUCUUCUUGGAGUAUUCGUUUCCAUCUGGGUACCGCUGUAACGCUCUUGGGAACCGUGCUUCUUAUUUACCUAUACGCCAAAAGAAUGAGACAGUUCAACUAUGCAAGUCAUAGAUUGGCUUGGUCUCUUCCGCAUUUUCUCAGUCUCUUCUGGCUUUUCUUAGCCAUUGAUUGGUUCCAGUUAUCCGGCUACGAUGGGAUCUUGCGUGGUAUGGGUUUCCUUAUUGCUGCUGCCCUUCUCCGUUCUAACUUGCUCACCAAAGCCAACGUGCUUCUUUGCAUUACCUCCUACUCAUCUGGAUCUGCAGUCGGUUUAGCUCCUUGGAUGGGACUUGGCGUGGCUGCCUGCCUAAUCACUAUAUUUCGAAUGAGAGCUCAGUUCUCAAAUCUAAAGAGCCAAAGCGUCCUAAUGGUAGUAUGCCUAGCCGUACUCACCUAUCGUCUAAUGCAGUUUGUAAAAACUCCUGACAUGCUUCCCGAAGACGUCUUGGAGUUGCCUACAACGACCCCUGUUCCUGCUAUUCACUUGCGGCCAGGAUUAGGUGGCAUCAGUCAUGGAUCCAUUGGUGAGGAUUUGAACUCUGAUUCAGGAGAGCUUACUUGGGAGCGUUAUCACGAGUUCUGCUUCUAUUCGCCAUCCUCUGACUCUAGUUCCUCUAUAGCUUCUAUUCAACUGGCAUGUUCCGCCCUUAGCGGAUUGAGUGUUGAGUGGGAUGGGGUUGUCCGUCAGGUUUCCAUUGAAAGUCGACAGAAUACGAUUGAGUCGCUAUUGCAAUGGCUCCCAUCAAAGUGGUAUGAAUGGCUUGUUUGCCGAAUUGGAGAAAAAUGGCCUCCGUGUCACAACCACAACCAUGGCAUGCCGCAGUCACUUGACUCGAGACGGUGUCAUUUAAUUUGGCGAUUAAAUCACGAUCGUGGAAGACUGUGCCACGUUGAUAACUUCUCCAAAUUCACUCUGCGCAUCGAGGUAGAAUCGAAGGUUCCGAUUCAACUGUCAUCUUGGUUCAGUGAUGCUAAUAGUGAUAAAACGCUGGCAGUAGAAUUACUAGCUGGUCCGCGAUUCCAAAAGUUGGCUUUGCGUUUGUUAUCGGGCCAAGAAAUUCGUUUCCGAGGCACAUUCUCAUCGCCGUCAGUUGGUGGUCUCAAACCGGAAUUGGUAUUGAGCUCGUUGGAGUGCUUGUCUUGUCAAUCGGAUAGCUCGUAUAACGGUCGUACAGAGUCUGCUGCCGACCAACCAGUACAUGAGUUGCCAGAUGCCAGUAUUUUCGUCGAUAAGGCGUUGCAAGGAGCGGCAGAUUUCGUCCUGCCGCAUUUUUUACGUCUUAAUGUCACCCAGUUGCUUCAUUCUGGCUAACUGCUUCGCAAAAUCACCCUUACAUCUUUAACACAUUUAAUUUAUGCUUUUACCCAUCAGCAUUUUUCAAUGAUGAUAUUUUCGUGCCAUCAGUGAUCGUUGUUCAUGUCACAAAAACUAUAGGUAGCUUUUAUGAAUAAAAUAAUUAAUAAUAGAAA
Molecule: messenger RNA, 2924 nt
Organism: Daphnia carinata
Lineage: Eukaryota; Metazoa; Arthropoda; Branchiopoda; Diplostraca; Daphniidae
Gene: wfs1
Product: wolframin-like
Exons: 10
Coding region: 103-2766 (887 amino acids)
Biological process (GO): calcium ion homeostasis; endoplasmic reticulum unfolded protein response
Cellular component (GO): endoplasmic reticulum membrane
Molecular function (GO): protein binding
Source: RefSeq, a predicted model, not a curated record